Messenger RNA from Anopheles bellator, 1403 nucleotides. RefSeq lists its product as uncharacterized. The transcript has 2 exons. The coding region runs from base 42 to 1403 and encodes 453 amino acids. Lineage: Eukaryota; Metazoa; Arthropoda; Insecta; Diptera; Culicidae. The record is from RefSeq and is a predicted model, not a curated record.
GGGACGCAUCGAAAAAUUCGUUCCUUAGUGCUAACGAUACAAUGAGUAGUAAACAUCCAUGGAAGGCCCAUGAAGAGCUAGUCUCUUCGCCUCUACUAACGGAGAAAAAGGCCAAUACGAAGAAACCUCAGUUUAAACGACACAAAACAAACCAACGAAGGAUUAGUAGGAAACUGGUCGGUUUACGCGUGACAGAUUUGAUGAUCGAAAAUUCUUCGGAUGACGACUUCCAAUUUGAUGCCGAAAAUGAGCGCUGCGCAGAGAAGGUUUCGCUUACUCAAUCCCAGCCACCAUUCAUCAGUCCGGCUAAAGUGGCGAUAGAAAAUGGAAACUCAUCGGAUUCGGAAUUAAAGCUAUCGAAAGAUGAUGAAGACGUUACCCAUCGACGGCCUGUUUCUUCUGCGUCUGAAUCGGAUGACUGCUUAGCAAUUGACUGCAAGAAGAAUCACGUGCCACAUCUGCCUUUUGUUGGGACAAUAUGCAAGUAUAAACGGCAAAUUACGGUUGAUUCGGAUUCGGAACAGUCACCAUCACCAGAAGACUUGCGUUCACGACCGCAUUCGUCAAAAAACAAAAACGGCUCCUUAUCGUUAUACGUGCAUUCGCGCUUAAAAAAGAGAAGUAAAGAAGCUCAUAGAACGAAAAUGGGAACAUUUUCGACCACCCAAUGGAAUAUCGAGGACGGGGACUCAUCUACCGAAGAAGCUAAUUGUGAGACUUACGACGGGUGCACCGCUUCAAAUUUAUUCAUCAUUGAAGACAUUCAACCAUCACUAGAGGUUAACUCUUCACAAUUGUUAUCGUGUCCCGAUGGGAAUGCUGUAGCAUCGAUACACGUAAAUAAGCCAUCGUCCGCUGAAAGAUAUCAAAAGAGCAGAAACAUAGUCAAUACGAGCUCUGCUGAUGCAAAUUUAUUCAACAUCGAAGAACUCUUACCGUCACCUGUUGAAAACUCUUCAUCAACGUGUAUCUCAACAUCAUUCUACAAAAAUGAAAUGACGUUAUUCGAAAAACACACAAAAGGAAAAUAUCGGAAAGGUUCGCCUCUUAACAUGCUAGCAGCGGUGUUGAGAGAGAAAACGUCGGUUCAGAGGGUUUGGUUUCAUGAAAUGCUCUCGGGUAUCGCGCAACCAAAGCUAGUAACACUGGAAUCCGUUGAACGCUGCUACGGGCGAGUAAUGCUUCACUUUUACACAACCACUGACAAGGACGAUUGCCGACGAGUUGAAAACAUAGUUGUUUUGAAUUCCGGGAAUAAGCAGCUGGAAACACUUGAAGCCGGAAUGAAGAUUGCAUUGGAAUUGGACGAACAAAAUCUUCCCCUUCAAAUUUCUCGGUAUCGAAUAAUUCAUCUUGGAGUGAUCAAACUGUGUCCUGCAAUUUUGUUGUCCUGCAACAAAUAA